Molecule: messenger RNA, 2557 nt
Organism: Liolophura sinensis
Lineage: Eukaryota; Metazoa; Mollusca; Polyplacophora; Chitonida; Chitonidae
Product: DNA repair and recombination protein RAD54-like
Exons: 20
Coding region: 140-2308 (722 amino acids)
Biological process (GO): double-strand break repair via synthesis-dependent strand annealing; reciprocal meiotic recombination
Cellular component (GO): nucleus
Molecular function (GO): DNA translocase activity; ATP binding
Source: RefSeq, a predicted model, not a curated record
AAGUCAUGCCCCCAGUCAGAUUGGGGCUACUCCUACAUGUAAACGAACAGUGGUGGAGGAUGACAUCACAGCAAAUGACAAGGUUAAGAGGCGAAAGUCUUUAUCAGAGUCGGGUGACGGACACCCCAGCUCUCAGUUCAUGUCACCAUACCGCAAACCCCUCCUGUCCAUCAGUAACCAGCCACUGCUGUUAGACAGCUCCAGCCAUGAAGCAUUCAUUAGGAAGAUUUUGAACAAACCUUUCAAAAUCCCCAUACCAAACUACAAAGGAGCAUGUUUGGGAAACCGAGCCUUGGGCCUUCGUCGGCAAGGGACAAGACAGCCGCUCCAUGACCCUUAUGAGGAGGGUGCCUUAGUCUUGUACACACCACCGGAGUUGUCUGCCCAUGACAAGCUUAAGGUGGACAUGGAGAAGCAACCAGUUCAUGUGGUGGUGGAUCCUAUCUUAUCUAAAGUCCUGAGGCCUCACCAGAGGGAGGGAGUGAAGUUCAUGUAUGACUGUGUGACUGGCGUCCAGAUUGAAGGCAGCCAUGGCUGUAUCAUGGCAGAUGAAAUGGGCCUGGGGAAGACUCUACAGUGUGUCACUCUAACAUGGACUUUGCUGAAACAAAGUCCUGAUGCUUGCGCCCUAGUAGAAAAAGUCAUUAUUGUCUGUCCAAGCAGUUUGGUCAAGAACUGGGCCAAUGAGUUUAACAAAUGGUUAGAUGGACGAGUCAGAUGUUUGGCGGUGGAAUCUGGAUCAAAGGAUCAGAUUGACAGAGAUUUGGUACAGUUCAUGGACCAGACUGGACGUAGAGUUCACCAGCCUGUUCUUAUCAUCUCCUACGAAACAUUUCGUCUUCACGCCUCCGUGUUACACAAGAAAAGUGUGGGCAUGAUCAUCUGUGAUGAGGGUCAUAGGCUGAAGAACUCUGACAACCAAACAUACAAGGCCCUGAGUGAGCUGAAAGUGGAACGGCGAAUCUUACUCUCCGGAACUCCUAUCCAAAAUGACCUGCUUGAGUACUUCAGUCUGGUCCAUUUUGUAAACAGAGGCAUUCUGGGCACAGCCCAGGAGUUCAAGAAGAAAUUUGAGACGCCAAUUUUACGUGGGAGAGAUGCAGAUGCAAGUGAUUCUGACCACAAAAAGGGACAGGAAAAGCUUGAAGAGCUGGCCUCAGUUGUGAAUAGAUGUAUCAUCAGGAGAACUCAGGCACUGCUCACCAAGUACCUACCAGUCAAGACUGAGCAGAUUAUUUGCUGUAGACUGACUCCUCUCCAGACAGCACUGUACAAACAGUUUGUCCAGUCCAAGGUCGCAGAAUGUCAGCUGACAUCCAAUGGCAAGGUAGCUCUGAGCUCAUUGUCAUCCAUCACUCAGCUGAAGAAACUGUGCAACCAUCCUGACCUGAUCUAUGAUAAGUGUGUAGAGAGAGCAGAGGGUUUCUCUGAUGCCUUGGAUUUGUUCCCUAAAGGCUACAGCCCGAAAGUCGUACACCCAGAAUUCUCAGAUGGUUACCGAUUUGUUCUGGAAGAGGAAAAUGAUGUGGUGUUCUUGUUUUGUCUUCUGUUGUGCCUAGGAAAGUUCUUGGUGCUUGACUACCUGCUUGCUCUGGUGAAAACUCAGACAGAUGACAAGGUCGUGCUUGUCUCCAACUACACACAAACCCUGGAUCUGUUUGAAAAACUCUGUAAUCAGCGACGGUAUCAGUAUGUUAGACUAGAUGGAGCCAUGUCUAUCAAGAAAAGGGCAAAAGUUGUAGAAAGGUUUAAUGAUCCCAAGUGCCCUGAGUUCAUCUUCAUGCUGAGCAGCAAGGCUGGUGGGUGUGGCCUGAACUUGAUUGGAGCCAAUCGGCUUGUCAUGUUUGAUCCAGACUGGAACCCAGCCAAUGAUGAGCAAGCCAUGGCAAGGUGCUGGCGUGAUGGACAGAAAAAACAGUGCUAUAUAUACAGACUGAUUGCCACUGGGACAAUAGAAGAAAAGAUAUUCCAGAGGCAGACCCACAAGAAGGCACUUAGCAGUUGUGUGGUAGACAAGGAAGAGGAUGUGGAGCGACAUUUCAGCCUGGGCGAGCUCCGUGACCUCUUCAAACUGAAUGAGUCUACCAUCAGCGACACCCAUGACAAACUGAAGUGUCGUAGGUGUGUGAACCAGAUCCAGGUGAGGCCCCCACCGCCAGGCUCGGACUGUAACUCUGACCUCUCCCAGUGGCACCACUCCACAGACAAGAAGGGCAUAGAGGAUCGCAUGCUGAAGGGGGCGUGGGAGGCAGCCGUCACAUUUGCCUUCCACCAUAGGUCACAUGAGGAACAGCGCAAAACUGUCUGACUGAACAUCUACACCCUGGCAGCACUGACAUGAGGCACUCCACCAAGGAACAGAUAAUCUGUUUUUGAGUGCCAGGGACAGAAAAACAGUGCACAUCCUGAUGGAGAUCAACAAGGUGCCAUUUUUACCACCAAGUUUGAACCAAAAUGUACACACUAUAUGACCAAAUCCCUUACUGGUAAUAAACAUGCUGUAUGUAUCAGAAGAGGUGAAUAGUAGAAGCUUUGUUUAAAUCUCCUUGCUGUGGUG